UACGUCUGCGUCUUUAUUCCUGUCCUGCCCCUAGGUUCUUCAGAACCAUUUUUUUUCUUAGAUUCCAUAUAUAUGUGUUAGCACAUGAUACUUGUUUUUCUCUUUCUGACUUACUUCACUCUGUAUGACAGACUCUGGGUCCAUCCACCUCACUACAAAUAACUCAGUUUCCCACAUUAUUUUCUAAUGAAGCAGGGAUAAUUCAAGUGGCAUGGCCUUGAAUUUGGGCCACUUGAAUUUGAGGCUGCAGGAUACUGGCUACAGAGCUGAGGUCAGCACAUUGAGUCAACCUGGAGCUUACAGGGCUGUGGGGAGGAGGGCGGAGCAGAAAGAGGGUGGGGAGAGAGAAGGCGCUUUUCCUGGUGCCACAGGUGAGGGCAGCGAGCUCCGGAAGGUGAAACACACAUGCUUGAGAAGUGUGUCCCUGGUUCACAUGGGGGUGGAGGUAAGUGAUAAACCUGGGUGCCCAGGUGAGCCUAGCAGUGGAGGGCUCUGAGUGCCAGAGCGGGAUGUCCACCUUUAAAAGCAAGUCACACCUGGAGGGUUUUGAGCUGCAGGAGGGACCUUUGAGAAAAUUAAGGUCACAUAUGGAUUGCACCAGGGAGGGAGUAUUCAGGGAUCUGACUGCCACAGGCAGCCGCAAAGGUGUGGUGAGCUCUGUGAAGCACGGCGGGAAGCUGACAGCAUCUUGUAGCUGCGCCUCCGUUGGGGUCUGGAGGAGGCGGAGACAGAGAGCCUCAGCCCUGAGCCCUCACCCUGAGGGUGUCAGCUCGCGGAGGUGCCAGGAGGGGCGAGCCCCCAGGCGUGGCCCAGCCAGGCUGCCUGUCUGUCUUUCUCUGCUGUAAAGUAACACGCCUCGAAGGUUGGCGUCUGCACUCUCUGCAAAUGUAUUGGUGGAUGUCAGGACUGGCUCCAAGGACGGUCUCCCCCUGCCCCUGGGAAAAGUUGCCAUUCUGGGCCGCCCACGGGGCAUUGAGCAUCACGGGACAAAAGGGUCCUGGUCCCGAGGAAGAGAGAGUGAAUGGGUGCAUUGAAGCUCCUGUGAACGAGGCUUCUGGUGGUCCGGGAAUCAGACUCAGACUUCAGUCGCCGGCUGGUAAGUGGCGACGUUGUCAGGGCCGUGCAGUUAGUGGCUUCCACCUUCCUUGAAUGGCAAGCUCAGUGCGUGUAUCUGUGUUUUAAAAGGACUGCACAUCUCUUUAUGUAGCUGCUAACACACAGUGGCUCAGGGUAAUCACUGUGUCCCCCAUCAGUGACAAAACAGAAACAAGGGUCUGUCUCCCAGAGUCCAGUGGUGGUCUGUGCUCUGUUCUCCCUGCCCAGCCCUGAGGCCCUGCUUUCCGCGGCCCUCCCCCGCCCUCGCCCCCAGCCCUCCUGCCUUGUUGGCAGGGGCGGCAGGAAUCUGAUCGCUCUUAAAUGUUAAUUUCCGUUUUCCUUGGCCGCCCUUGGCAAGCUGUCCCGGUGUCCUGUAGGGGCCUCAGCUGAGUUCUCGGCUAUCGCUCUCCCAGCCCUGGGUCAAAUCCACCCCAUCCGGACUUCAGCCAGCUCCUCUGCUGAGGACGUGGCCGUCUUUGCGGGGCUUUGAGGCGGGCUGGGGCUCGUCUGGAUGGCCCCUGUCUGUUGGCAUGUCCACCUGUGUCUCUCCCCUCCACCAGCUCUCUCAGCAGCUUCUCCUAAACUGUGUCAGUAGUUUUCAAAGACAGAACGGCAUUGCUGCUUCCAUUUAUGUCAUCAGAAGCCUCCUGUGGCUUCCCGGAGCGUCCGGGGCCGAGGCCAGACCCUUGGCCGUCACGAUCUGGCCCCUGCCCUCCAGCUUCUGCUGUGCUCAGCCCGCCGUGUCCUCCAGGCCUGCGUGCCCUGCUCUGCCUGGCUAUGCCCCCCGCCCACCCCGCUCAGAACCCAGGCGCACCUCACCUCCUCUGGGCAGCUGGCCCGGUUCUGCGGAGCCUCGCUGCUACAGCAGGCCUUGGGGUCCUCGGGAGCAGGGCUGUGCAGUAAGGCCUCGAGACUGCGCCCGUCUGGGCUUCUUCUAAAACCCCCACUAGGUGCUCCGCACCCCCAUAGUGAGUGGGACUCGGUGAUACUCCCAAGGGCGGUGGGGGCCAGGACCGGGGCCUCGUUCUCUCCAUCUCUCGAAGCGUGGUCAGGAUGCGCUGCCCUGGGAGAGCCCUGGCGUCCUUUGUCCUGACACGCCCCGCUGCUGGGGUUCCCGUGUCCUGAGCAGGAGCCUGUGGGGUGGGGGGCCUGGAGGACGUGCAGCAGGAAGGGUGGUCCCCUCUCUGGGCGUGCCUCUCAGUCCCAGUCCCGGGAGCAGCCUGGCCUGGGCGGGGGCCGUCAGAUCCCGCAGCUAACUGCAUCCCCUGGCUGUAACCCACAGCUCCUUCCCCUGUGCCGCCUCCCAGCUCCUUCCCCUGUGUCCGGCUGCCGCCUCCCAAGAGGCCCGGUCAGACCCAGAAUCUCAGGUAGGAAUUGUCAUUAAUGUGACAGCCCAGCCGUCACACACAGGCUGCGGGCUCAAAACCAUCAUAAAGCUCUCCUCCCCGCCCGCCCACCCACGAAUCCCAUUUUAUCCUCUGCGUUGAUUCCCGCCAGGAAACGAGUCUUCAUCUUUUGGAUCCGAAGUAUUUUCACGUUCUCUCGUCUCAGUAAACAGCUCCAUACGCGGCCACAGGCUGCCUGGUCGGGGCAGAGCCGUGACAGCCCGGUGACCAGGUAUCUGGUCUGGCUCCGACACAGCCUGUGCGGACAGAGCCGUGCGGCCACCGCCGCUGAUGGGUGGGGGCCGGUGUCCCCGGCUAGAGGGUGGACCCUGCAUGCGGAGGAGCCAUGCAACUGCGUGGGGACCGGGAGACAAAGCCCGGCAGCACAGCCUGGCCACAGCUGCCUCGUGCCUCCAGCUGGGUCAGUGCUGUCCUCUCCUGGAGGCCCAGCUCCGUGCAUGGUUCUGUGAGGGAAAGGGAGUCCGAGCGCGUGGUCACAUCCGUUGUAACGGCACAGGGCAGGCAUGGAAGUAAUCUGGGAUCCCACUCAGCUGGGGAAACCAUCCAGGUGCUUCACCCCUUCCUUCAAAUAACUGGCAUGUUUGUGAGUGCUGAUCCGUGAGUCACAAAUAGAAGUGUGUGUGUGUGUGUCUGUGUGUGUGUGUGUGUGUCUGUGUGUGUGUGUGUCUGUGUGUGUCUGUGUCUGUGUGUAUCUGUGUGUGUGUGUGUGUCUGUGUGUCUGUAUAUUUUGCGGGGGGUGUUCCGGAUGGACUGGAGAACUCCAGGAUGGGAUGUGGGUGGGAGGAACGGCGGUCUGGGCGCAGGUUGGGCAUGUAUUUAAGGGACGUGUCACCCCCGGGCCCACCUUUGCUCCCUCCCCAGAGAGGCAGCCACUGCUGUCCCGCCUCCUGUGCAUGUGUGUCUAGGCCCCCUGGCCCUGAGGAUGACAGGGCCCUUGCUCUCCCCUUCUGCCCUCCUCACACACAGCAUGAGUCAGCUAGGGCUGCUGUAACAAAAUGCUGUAGGAUGGGGGGCUUGCACAAUGGAAAUUUAUUUCCUCACAUUUCUGGAGUUUGCGAAGCCCAGGACCAAGGUGCUGAUUUAGAUCUUGGGUGAGGGCCCGAUUCCUGGCUUGCAGACGGCUGCCUUCUUGCUGUGUCCUCACCUGGCAAACAGCAGAGAGAGAAGCGAGCUCUCUGGUGCCUCCUCCUGUAAGAGCCCUGAUUCCACCCACCUCAUCUAACCUCAUCCCUCCCCGCCCCCCGGCAAAGACCUCUCCUCCAAAUAUAACCACACUGGGUGUUAGAACUUUAACAGAUGAAUUUGGAGGGGGACGCGCUCAGCCCAUAACCCAGGUCUUCUCUCCAGGGUGUUCAGGUGCAGGAAUGCGGCCUCUGUGGCCUCGGGAUGACAUGGAAUCCACCUUGGAGCCACUGCCAGCGGGCCCCUCAGAGCCAGGACUGGGGCUGCUGAUGCGCGCCUGCGUUGGCCGAGGCGGUGGGGGGGUUCCCGUAGGCACUGAGCCCUGCCCCGUGUUCUCAGCGCCUUGCCUGGGUUCUCUUUUUCUCCUUCACGCAAAUCGAAUCAGAACAGUGCUGUUACUACCCCAUGUUACAGAGAUGAAAGUGAAUCUUGUGUAAGCUGCUUACCUCAGGGUCAUCCCCGGGAGACACAGAGCGUGGAUGCAAACCCCGUCUGCUUGCUGCAUGGUUACUGCACGCAGAGCCUGGGGCCGGGCCAUGUCAUCCCCGCUGCAGAAGCUGCAGAGGGUGGCGCUGGGCCCCCAGGUCCCUCGCAUGAGGAGGGCCACCCACCUGUGUCAGAAGACGAAUUUCCAGCUGCCUGUGGACAGCAGUCAAAGAACAAGGGACCUGAGGACAGGAAGAAGCACGUUGCAGAGCUGAUGCCGUAGCGCAGCAUGGUUGCCUGAGACAGAAGCUUCAGCAAUUGCUGGAAUAACUGGAGGGGAAAUAUGAAACCUUAGCCGUUCACCCGGCAAGAGAGUUUCAAGAUGGCAGCUCAGCGCAUCCGAGCUGCCAACUCCAGCGGCCUCCCGCGGUGCAAGUCCGAGGGGACCUUGAUUGACCUGAGUGAAGGGUUUUCAGAAACAAGCUUUAAUGAUGUCAAAGUGCCUUCUCCCAGUGCCUUGCUAGUAGACAAUCCCACGCCCUUUGGAAAUGCAAAGGAAGUGAUUGCCAUCAAGGACUACUGCCCAACCAACUUCACCACCCUCAAGUUCUCCAAGGGCGACCACCUCUACGUCCUGGAUACGUCAGGCGGGGAGUGGUGGUACGCACACAACACCACGGAGAUGGGCUACAUCCCUUCCUCUUACGUGCAGCCCUUAAACUACCGGAACUCCACCUUAAGUGACAGUGGGAUGAUCGACAAUCUUCCAGACAGCCCGGACGAAGUAGCCAAGGAGUUAGAUUUGCUCGGAGGAUGGACAGAUGACAGGAGGGAGUCGAGCAAAACCUACAGUAAUAAUCCUUUCUGGAACGGUGUCCAGACAAACCCGUUUCUCAAUGGGAAUGUGCCAGCGCUGCCCAGCGUGGACCUACCGACUCCCCAAAGCACCGUGGACUUGCUCCUCUUUGAUACGGGCACAUCUUCGUUCACUGAGUCCAGCUCAGCGACGACCAACAUCUUCGACGAGCUGCUGGCCACCAGCCGCCUUCACGCGGAGCCGACAGUCAGGCGGGACAACCCUUUCUUCCGGAGCAAGCGUUCCUACAGCCUCUCGGAACUCUCCGUCCUCCAAGCCAAGUCCGACACUCCCGCAUCCUCGGGGUUUUUCACGGGCUUGAAAUCGCCGGCCCCCGAGCAGUUCCAGAGCCGGGAGGACUUCCGGGCUGCCUGGCUGAGCCACCGGAAGCUGGCCCGGUCUUGCCACGACCUGGACUUGCUGGGCCAAAGUCCCGGCUGGGGCCAGACCCAAGCGGUGGAGACGAACAUCGUGUGCAAGCUGGAGAGCUCGGGGGGCGCCGUGCAGCUUCCCGACACCAGCAUCAGCAUCCACGUGCCCGAAGGCCACGUGGCUCCAGGGGAGACGCAGCAGAUCUCCAUGAAGGCUCUGCUGGACCCCCCGCUGGAGCUCAACAGCGACAGGUGCAGUUGCAUCAGCCCGGUGCUGGAGGUGAAGCUGAGCACCCUGGAGGUGAAAACCCACAUCAUCUUGGAGAUGAAGGUUUCAGCUGAGGUGAAAAGUGACAUUUUCAGCAAAAGCACAGUGGGCCUCCAGUGCCUGAGGAGCGACUCAAAGGAGGGGCCCUAUGUCCCCAUCCCACACACCUACAGCUAUGGGGACACGGUCCAGGCCCAGCUGGACGACCUGGAGCCCUGUAUGUACCUGGCCAUCGUUGCCCACGGCCCGAACAUCCUCUACCCUUCCACGGUCUGGGACUUCAUCAAUAAGAAAGUCACCGUGGGUCUCUAUGGCCCCAAACACAUCCACCCAUCCUUCAAGACGGUGGUGACCAUUUUCGGGCAUGAUUGUGCCCCCAAGACCCUACUGGUCAGCGAGGUCACCCGCCAGGCCCCGAGCCCGGCCCCAGUGGCACUGCAGCUCUGGGGCAAGCACCAGUUCGUCUUGUCCAGGCCCCAGGAUCUCCGAGUCUGCAUGUUUUCCAACAUGACCAACUACGAGGUCAAAGCCAGCGAGCAGGCCAAGGCCGUGAGAGGCUUCCAGGUGAAGCUGGGCAAGGUAAGCCGCCUCAUCUUCUCCAUCAGCUGCCACAACGCCAGCGAGCUCUCCGACUUCACCUUGCGGGUCCAGGUGAAAGACGACCAGGAGGCCAUCCUGACCCAGUUUUGCGUCCAGACCCCACAGCCACCCCCGAAAAGUGCCGUCAAGCCAUCCGGGCAGAGACGGUUCCUCAAGAAGAACGAGGUCGGGAAGAUCAUCCUGUCCCCGUUUGCUGCCACCACCAAGUACCCGACUUUUCAGGACCGCCCUGUGUCCAGCCUCAAGUUCGGCAAGUUACUCAAGACGGUGGUGCGGCAGAGCAAGAACCACUACCUGCUGGAGUACAAGAAGGGGGACGCCAUCGCCCUGCUCAGCGAGGAGAAGAUCCGGCUGAAGGGGCAGCUGUGGACCAAGGAGUGGUACAUCGGCUACCACCAGGGCAGGGUCGGCCUCGUGCACACCAAGAACGUGCUGGUGGUGGGCAAGGCGCGGCCCAGCCUCCUCUCCGGGCCCGAGCUGAGCACGUCGCUGCUGCUGGAACAGAUCCUGCGCCCGUGCAAGUUCCUCACCUACAUCUACGCCUCCGUCCGCACGCUGCUCAUGGAGAACAUCAGCAGCUGGCGCUCCUUCGCCGACGCCCUGGGCUACGGGAACCUGCCGCUCACCUUCUUCUGCCGGGCCGAGCUGGACAGCGAGCCCGAGCGGGUGGCGUCCGUCCUGGAGAAGCUGAAGGAGGACUGCAACAGCACGGAGAACAAAGACCGGAAAUCCUUCCAGAAGGAGCUCAUGAUGGCCUUACUGAAGAUGGACUGCCAGGGCCUGGUGGUCAGACUCAUCCAGGACUUCGUGCUUCUGACCACGGCGGUCGAGGUGGCCCAGCGCUGGAGGGAGCUGGCCGAGAAGCUCGCCAAGGUGUCCAAGCAGCAGAUGGACGCAUACGAGUCUCCCCACCGGGACAGGAAUGGGGUGGUGGACAGCGAGGCCAUGUGGAAGCCUGCGUACGACUUUCUACUCACCUGGAGCCACCAGGUCGGGGACAGCUACCGGGAUGUCAUCCAGGAGCUGCACACUGGCCUGGAUAAGAUGAAAAACCCCAUCACCAAGCGCUGGAAACACCUCACAGGGACCCUGAUCAUGGUCAACUCCCUGGACAUCCUGCGAGCGGCCGCUUUCAGUCCCGUGGACCACGACGACCUCGUGAUUUGAACGGGUCUGCGACCUUCUGACGCCCUCCCAGAGGGCUGCCCCGGGGUGCGUGCCCUCUGUCUGCCCCGGAUGCCCAGGCAGGCACUUAGAACUGGGGAGGGAGGGAAGGUCAGCUCAGACAGACCCAGGGUCCCUCCUGGCUGGAUCCACACCCAGGACCGAGCACACGCGAUGUUCCACCCGCCUCCUCUGUCACGGGAGAGACCUGGAGGGAAUUUCUACUGCAGGUUGUUGCCAAUCAAAUAGCUUUCUAUUUGUUAAGUAUAAAUUUAAAUAACUUUUUUUUAAAGUAUGGGGGGGGCGUACGAGAAAGGUGGUAUCUAAUUUUUUAAUGGACCAUAAAGGUAAAAAAAAAAAAAAAGAAAAAGAAAAUACUUCAUAGGGGCAGAUACUGUUGAGGUUUUUAUGUUCUAUAAAGACCUUUUUAAAUUAUGUUACAGAUGUAUAUAUGUAUUUAAGGGUCAUGGGGGCAUUUCUGAUUGCCGGAUUCUCUUUGCAUUUCAACACUUAGCACGGAAAGACACUCGUUCAGAUGUUGGACCUUUUUGCCUCUGUACUUGUAAAAAAAAAAAAAAGAAAAGAAAUCAAAUAGGAAACGUGGUGUUUCAGUCAAUGAGUGUGGUCCGUGCGCCUUCUGUCUGAGGCUGUCCUAGGCCUGCGAUUCCCUGUGAUUUUUAUUACCUUCUGUACCUUGGCCUCGUGUUGCAGUAGAGGAAUGGCCACAGCACAAGGGAAGCUUUUUCGAGCUUUAGCAGGAGGAGUGAAAUCCAGCAGGAGCGAUUGGGUGCGCUUGAGAUGAGAAGGCGGCGGGCAGGUGGCAUUCUCUACGGCCCCUGCCUGUGCGCCCUUAAUCCAAAAAAAGAGCUACGCCAUGUGGAGAGAGGCGGCCCCUGCAGCUCUGAGAGGUCCUGCUUCUCCCCGGGGACAGGGGAGUGCUCGCUGCAGAGCUCGAAGCCGCUCCUCUGGGCACGAAGAAAACGUCACCACAAGCACACCCUACGCUGACGUCCAGAGGUUCCUGCUGCCAUUUGCCAAACUCUCUACUUCAUUCCACCUAAAACGUAACCCCUCUCCCCUCCCGGUGUGCCCGUCUCUCCUUGGAAAUAAAUAGCAUAGAGGAAUCUCUUUUUUUUAAACAAUAUGAAGAUUAUCUGAGCAGGAUGAAUGUCAUCUGAAAAUGUUUCCCACAUAAAAUCUGGGACUUGGCGGACUGUUGCAUUGAUAACCUUGAUGGUCGGAGAUCAACUUGCGCUGAAUUCUACAGUUGCGUUGUGCGUGCAUCUCGGAAGGGAGUGAGGGACAGGGAUGAAGAAAUACUGGCAGAUCAAUAGAGCUGAUCCCCAGGAAGGGGCCAGGAUACGCGCUGUGCUUACGUGAGUGAUACUGGGCCCUCUGGGGUUCUGGCAUCUCAUUCUCUAAAUCUGCUUUCUGGAAACAUGCUAAUUACUUAGUAUAAUCAAUGUAAAUCCCUUACUGGGCUGAAACAUUCUUAUAUAUCUAUUGAUUCAAAUACGGAAGGCCAACUGACUAGAAAACAACAACAACAAUAAAAAAAAACAA
Molecule: messenger RNA, 8931 nt
Organism: Orcinus orca (killer whale)
Lineage: Eukaryota; Metazoa; Chordata; Mammalia; Artiodactyla; Delphinidae
Gene: SH3BP4
Product: SH3 domain binding protein 4
Exons: 5
Coding region: 4492-7371 (959 amino acids)
Cellular component (GO): cytoplasm
Molecular function (GO): protein binding
Source: RefSeq, a predicted model, not a curated record